UCGAUAACAUUUGCGAUCAUGGUUUAUCGUUGCGGCAUUGGUAAAUAACCGCGCGCCAACAUCCAUCUGCUUCUCCUACUUGGCACAUUUUGUCCUGUUGGUCCUGACUGCAAUUUAAAGGAGAAUAUCAUGGGAAUUUUGGGCUUAGCCAAGUUAAUAGCAGAUAUUGCACCAUCUGCUAUUAAAGAGAAUGAAAUUAAAAACUAUUUCGGACGCAAAGUGGCUAUUGAUGCAUCGAUGUGCCUGUAUCAAUUUCUGAUCGCCGUACGCUCUGAUGGCGCACAAUUGACAACUGUCGAUGGCGAACCUACAUCGCAUCUGAUGGGUAUGUUCUAUAGAACCAUACGCUUGCUGGAGCAUGGUAUAAAGCCCGUGUAUGUGUUCGAUGGUAAGCCACCAGAUUUAAAAUCGGGUGAAUUAGCGAAACGUGCAGAACGCCGGGAAGAAGCACAAAAGGCUUUGGAAAAGGCCGAAGAAGCGGGCAAUGCUGAGGAAGUGGAAAAAUUCAAUCGCCGGUUAGUGCGAGUAACCAAAGAGCAUGCGCGUGAAGCGCAGGAAUUGCUUAAAUUGAUGGGAGUACCCUAUGUAGAGGCACCAUGUGAAGCGGAAGCGCAAUGUUCGGCGUUGGUGAAAGCAGGCAAAGUUUAUGCUACAGCUACAGAGGAUAUGGAUGCACUUACUUUUGGUUCCAGUGUACUCCUGCGUCAUUUGACAUUCAGUGAGGCGCGGAAGAUGCCGGUAAAAGAGUUUAUCUAUGAAAAAGUGCUUCAAGGAUUCGAAUUGACAAGCACUGAGUUUAUAGAUCUUUGCAUACUGCUGGGCUGUGAUUACUGUGAAGGUAUCAAAGGUAUUGGACCGAAGCGCGCCAUUGAGUUGAUAAAUACUUAUCGCGAUAUUGAGACAAUACUCAAGAACAUUGACCAAAAGAAGUACACAGUAGCGGAAGAUUGGAACUAUCAAGUUGCACGUGAAUUGUUCGUAAAACCCGAUGUAACGGAUCCGUCGACUAUUGAGCUUAAGUGGACUGAACCCGAUGAAGAAGGUUUGGUAAAGUUUCUAUGUGGCGAUCGGCAAUUCAAUGAAGAUCGGGUACGUUCUGGCGCCAAGAAAAUACAAAAAUCUAAAAAUACUCAGACACAAGGACGACUAGACAACUUUUUUAAGGCACUACCGUCUACAAGUAACAAUAAGCCCACACCUAAGCGAAAGGCCGAGGAUGAUAAAAAGGCUGCCAAUAAGAAGGUUAAAGCUGGCGGCGGUGGACGUGGCAGACGCCCCAAGUAAUGAAGUUUCAUUUGAGAAAUUAAUUCAUCGACUCGACGAACAUGUUUAGCAUUGGGCAUUGGACUAAAUUUUUUUGAGAAACUAUCGUCGCAGCCGCAUCUUUGAUAAAAUCCUAUGAUCAGAUAUAUUUCUGUUCAAUUUUGUUUUAUUUGUUUGCACAAGUCUCCAUUCUUUUUUGUUGUUAAUCGUUGCAAAAAUACUUAGUUUUUGAAUCAGAACACAUUGCUCAAUGGUUUAAAAAAUUUUAUUUUGUCUGUUGGGAGAAUACUAUAAUACUUUACAAUUAAGUUUAAGUCUAGAUACUUCGCAUAAUCAUAGAAAAUAGCUUACA
Molecule: messenger RNA, 1615 nt
Organism: Rhagoletis pomonella (apple maggot)
Lineage: Eukaryota; Metazoa; Arthropoda; Insecta; Diptera; Tephritidae
Gene: Fen1
Product: flap endonuclease 1
Exons: 5
Coding region: 130-1284 (384 amino acids)
Cellular component (GO): nucleus
Molecular function (GO): RNA-DNA hybrid ribonuclease activity; 5'-flap endonuclease activity; magnesium ion binding
Source: RefSeq, a predicted model, not a curated record